AAAUCGAAAACGAAAGUCUUUACGGAAGUGGCAAUUAAAAAUCAAUUGGACUAAGGUUAAACGACCCUAAAGUUUUUAAUAGUCUUGAGAUGCAAAAUAGUAUAAAAAGCUACUGGAAAAUAUAUUUAAGCUAAUAAUAACUGAAUUUUUAGAAAUUUUGAAUAUAAGUUUAUGGCUUUUAAAUGUGAUGUGCCUCCACCUCCAUCAAAAUAUUCAUACAAUGAUCUUGGUAUAAGUCUUUGUGUUGAUUAUAAUUCAGAUGAAGAAGAUGACAAUUGGAUGGUCGAUGAUUAUCAUGAAGAAAGUUUAGCAGAUCAUAACGUUGAUAAUAAGUCAAUAAAAAAUGAAUUGGUUUCAUCUUUCAGUGACAGUGAUGAUGUUGCUUGUCGCGAAACUAACACUUAUAGCCAAUACAAUUAUCAAGAAUUGUUAGAAAGUAUUGAAGAAAAAUAUCUUAGUAAACAAGAUGAUUUAGUGCGUCAAGAAUUGCAAGCAAGUUUUAAUAAUGUUCCAGAUCCAUAUUCAUUCCUUCUUCAUGUCAUGUACAAAGCAUUUUUUGAUUUGUACAGCAAGCGUGUUCCUAUCACUUACUUUGCUUUAGAUGAAAUGAAAACAUGGUUAGAUUUAAAGAAAAGUCAAGGCGAAUUUGUUCCUGUUCCGGCUAAUUUCCAAAAAAAGUCAGCGCUAGAAUUUAUAUAUCGAAAAGGGUAUAACUAUUUGAUCUUAAUUACAAACGUUUUUCAACUUGAUAAUGAGGACAACUCUUUUUUGGCAGAAGUUAUUGAACUUGAAAACUUAACAUGCACAAAGUUUAAGGAAACAGUAAUUAUUGUGCAGACAUUGCAUUUGCAAAAUUGUUUUACUGCUGAGCAAGUUAUGCUUCCAUUAUUAGCAUUUGAUCAAUUACAGAUUCUAGAAAGUUACAUAAAUGAGGAUAAGGAUCUACAAGGAGAUUAUGUCAACAUGCUUAACAAUCUUUGUGCGAUGACUGAUGAAGAGAGGCAUGAGUAUUUAUGCACUGAAAAAGGUUUAGUGGUAAAAGAUGAAUCAAAGUUAAAUCAAAAGACAUUGUCAAAAAUUGCAUCAAAAGCUGUGAAACGUUAUCAUUUAAAUCCAGAUGAAUAUCCUGAAAUAUUCAGAGCAAAAAAUCUUGCUGGCUUAAAGUAUCUUAUUUACAUGAAAUGGAAAGAGAGAAAUGGUGAUCAGGUUGCACUUCAAAAAUGGGAUGACAUGAUUGAGGCUGCUGUUGCAGGUAAAGUUUGGCUACAACAGAAGUUAGUUGAAGCAUACUUAGAAAAUAAUGAUUUGCAAGCUGCAGUAUCUUGGGUGUAUAAAGUUUCUCUUCCACCAAAAUAUUUGCCACCCACUCUGCUUAAUGUAAUGGGAGAAUAUAUAAUGUCUUUUAACUUGUCUCCAGUACAAUCUAGUGACCAAGAAGAUACAUUCUUAAGUACUGGAGAAAAUUGGGAAGAGGAGGUUGAAGUAUCUCCAACUGUACAGUUUUCUUUAUCAAAUGGUUUUUUGUCUGCUGAAAAAGCUCAAGCUUUAGAAAAUCAAUUCUACAAGUUUAAAUUACCUUUAAAAGAUGUCAUUAUAGUUGAUACCAUUCCUAAAUUAAUUGAAGCAGAAAAAAUAUUGUUCAAGCCCAAGCAAGUAAUAGGGUUUGACACAGAAUGGAAGCCAUCAUUUACAAGAGCCGGUGAACAAGACAAAGUUUCAACUCUUCAGCUGGCUGUGAUUGACAAGGUUUUUAUUGUUGACAUGCUACAAUUGUAUGUUGCUGAUUCAGCAGAAAACGCUCUUAGAGAAUUCUUCUACAAGUUUUUUACUUCCAAGGAUGUUGUUAAAAUAGGUUAUGGAAUAGUUGGUGAUCUUAAGAUUUUGAUUGGAAUGUUUGCAUAUAUGAAAGAAUUUAUUCUGAAUGCUUCAAACUUGGUAGAUUUAAAUGAAAUAAGUGAAAAGAUAUUAAAGUAUCCAGUGACAAAUGCAUAUCUUUACCCUGUUCAAAGUGUUCAGAAUGAGAAAGGUUUAAGCUUGCUUAUUUAUCGAUUGUUGGGUCAAAGUCUAGAUAAAACAUUUCAAGUUUCAGAUUGGGAUAAGCGUCCCCUUUCUACAAAUCAAAUUCAAUAUGCUGCUUUAGAUGCUUUCUGUUUAUUGGAAGUUUAUAAAGUUUUAAAUAAAAUUGUUUUUGAAACACAAAUAAAAGUUAACAUGCUUGAAAAUGUGAAGUUGAAAUGGUUAAAGCCAACAAAUGUACCAAUUCAGCGUAAAGAUAAGUAUGAAAAACGUAAUGAGCUGCAAAAAAAAAAUUUUCAAAAGAAACCACAAGCAACGAUCCCUCCUCCAAUUAUAAAAAGAAUACCCCGACUAGUCCCUCGGCCUGCUUCUGCUUUAAAAGUAAUAUGUGACACAAUGCUGGAUGAGUUAGGCAAGGAGCUGAGAAAAUUUGGUGUAGAUACAUUGAUAGCAACUUCCCAUGACAAUUCCAAAUUAAUACAGGCUGCUCGUAAAGACAACAGAAUGAUUCUUACUUGUGGUGACGCCUAUUUACUGAUCAAAGAUCACGUUCCAGAAGGAAACUGUCUAUUGGUUGAAAAGGGCAGUUUAAAAGAACAAGUUAAAAUGGUUUUUAAUACGUUUAACAUAGUGCUGAAAUCGGUUGAUAUUUUUUCCAGAUGUCCGAUGUGUAACUCCAAUGACUUAGCGAUUGUCACAUCUAACGAAAUGAAUAAAGCGUUCAAGUUAAAAAAUGACAUCUUGGAUUUAAAAACUCUGAAAAUCGUCGAAGAAUCUCAUCUUAUAAAUUUGACUAAUUUUACUCUAUCCAAUAACAUUGAAGUUCAAAUGGAUUUUUUGAGAGAAUCGUGCAUUUUAUUUAUGAAAGGAAGACAUACCUAUGAAGAAUUUUUUCGGAGCAUAAAUUUUUUUAAAAUUUGUCGCGGCUGCGGUGAGGUCUAUUGGAAAAAUAUACAUGACGAUAUUUUGAAAAGUGAGUAUCAUGAUAUUGUUGAUAAAAGAGAAGUGGAUAAAACUUAUUAUGGUAGACCUGGAUAAACUACUGAAUGUUAUUAAGUAGCUGGAUAAAUUAAACAUAAAUAAAAAAACACUUUUUAAAAGAAAAAACAAAGUAUAGGAAGUUGAUAUAAAGUAAACUCACGCCUUUGAGUCAUAAAAAAUAUAUUAGGAGAAAUAAACCUCUCUUAAUUAUUUAAAAUAAAUUUAAAAAAUCUUUACAUAAAUAAAGUGCGCCGUUUUUAUAUGGUAAUGGAAAUUAGUCUUUUUUGAGUUUUUACCGAAAUAAAGGAUAAUAAGGCAAAACUCGUUGAAUUAAGAAUUAUAUAUUUUAUCAUGUUUAUAUAUGAUAGUAGGUUAAUAUGUUUGUUUGUUUUUUAAUUUGAACUAAUUUGACAUUUAGAAAUUUGUACAAAAAUGAGAUUUUUAA
Molecule: messenger RNA, 3442 nt
Organism: Hydra vulgaris (swiftwater hydra)
Lineage: Eukaryota; Metazoa; Cnidaria; Hydrozoa; Anthoathecata; Hydridae
Product: exonuclease mut-7 homolog
Biological process (GO): nucleobase-containing compound metabolic process
Molecular function (GO): 3'-5' exonuclease activity; nucleic acid binding
Source: RefSeq, a predicted model, not a curated record